CCGGAUUCGGAGCAGCUGGUCCACCUGGCACAUCUGGCCAAGGCCAUCCCCGACGACGAGGUCCAGGAGGCGGGCAAGAGGAUGUCUCAUCGGUGUCUGACCCUGAGAAAGCUGCUGAUGAGUUCGGGCCCCGUGGCCGUCGGCCCCCUCCAGCUGGCGUUGCAGUGGCAGUAUGAGCUGCUGCGCGGCGGCGGCGAUCGUCACUCCGACGGCGCCGUGGUUGCCGGGGACGCCGGGCAGUGGCAACGCGGUCGGGAGGCGGCCUCGCCUCCGGCAACGGAGGGCAGACUCCCCUCCCUCAGCUCAUUCGACUCGGGCUUCGACGGCGCCGUCGGCAGCCAGCAGGAGGCGUGGGGGGACGGCGCCGGGACCAGGGACUCUGUGGAUUUGAGGCCCGCUCUCCUAGGCGACGCCCCCGCUGUUUCUGACCGCGUGGGCGCCGUGGGGAACUCCCCGCCGGGGACCAGCAUCCAGAUCGUCCCGAGUGUGACCGCGGAUUCCCUCAACCUGGAGAUCAAAGUGAAGCGCUCGGCGGCGCCGCCCGACAACCCGUGGCUCGGCUUGCCGGUGGACGAUCUGGAAAACUCGUACACGGUCACCAUCACGCAGAACCCGACGCCGCGGAAGCGGGAGCUGCGACCUCGCGAUCCCGCCGCCGCCGGGCCUCGGCCCGCGCAGACGGAGGCCGCCGUGAGCGCGGACUGGCCCGGUUUGGAGGAUCCGGAGCUGAGUCCGAUUCGCGACGUCCUCUCCAGCACCAUCAUGGAUGGAAGGGACAAGUCCAUCUGCUCCACGGAGGGGGUUCCUACGCUCCUCUGGGACUCGUAUGACCUCCACGACCAGAGUCCGGACGCCGUGGACGGUGAGAUCGACAUCUCCCUGAAUGACUGGCAUGUGAAGGAGCAGGAGGACUUGAGGGCGGUGGAGGAGAUCCUGGACCGGGCUGAUGACAUCCUGGAGAAAGAAGAACACGUUCUGACUCAGGAGGCCGUGCUGGACGCCUUGCUGAGCUCGGAGGACGGGCGCCAUCAGUGGCCGCCGUGGAGCAGCGAAGAUCAGAUCUGUGCGAUGUCGUCUAGCGAGCUGGCUGAAGCCGGUGUCCUUGGCCUCGAGGAUUACGGCGACCCUGCAGAGUCCGACCACCUCGAUGAGUCUGCAAGCGAAUCCGAGGCGUUUGAUGCCGCGGGAGAGUUUCACCUGCUGGCGGAGCUGAGGAAGGUCCACAUCCUGGAGGAGCUGAUCGUGCAGGAGAACCUCCUGAUCCGGCAGCUCCGAUGCUGCGAAGAGGAACUCGCCGCGGGCGAACCUCCGGAUGCAAACGGGCCGCCGGGCAUCGGCCAGGAGAGGGAGGCUUUUCAGCGUCGACUGGAGGAGGAGAAACGGGAGGUGGAGAAGCUGGAGGAGAGUUUGGAUAAAGAACGUCGGGCGAAGCGACACAAGGACGGAGGAGCCAGAAGGGUCGUGAAAUGCUCCGCGAUGGAGAAGGCUGGGAGUGAGACGAAGGAGGACCGAGCGAUCUGCGACGAGCUUCUAUCGGGUAGCUGCCGGUCACAGAGGACGAAUUCGACGCCUCGGGAGACGUGUAGCACUGAACAUCUUCGAGCGGCGUCGGGUUCCGACGUCGCCAAAGAGCCUCAGAACCCAACGUCGGAACCACGAGACUCGGAUCGACUUCCGGAUCGUCAAGACGAUUGCUUCUCGGCAUUUCAUAAAACCGCCUCUGAUUUGAAGGAAUCUCCCGAAGAGGCGGGAAUCCAACCUCGGGGAUACAUCCCCGAGAACCAAUCGGACGAGUCUCGCGACGGUGCUUCUUCGCCCUCUCGAGUGAGACCGGACGUCGGGGCGUUUGACCCGGGAGGGAACUGGCGCCUUCCUCCUGAACCAGAGCCCGGCGGGGAAGCUCCACUUCCCGAGAAUUGCGGCGAUCUCGCCGAGCACGAACAUCCACCUCCUUCCACGGAGCUGGAUCCUGAGGAUGCAGCGCCGGACGUCGGUCACGACUUUGUUGUCGAUCCAAAUGUGAAGGAACCCAGCGACGACGACCAUACGCUCGCAGAAAAAUGCAACGUUUCAUUCGACCCCUUAUCGGAAACGACCACCAGAGGGGAAGACGAUGCAUCCGAAGUGGCGGAAGAUGUCCAGACUUCAUCCGCUUUACUUCGCGAGCAGUCGGCGCCGCGGCCACCUCCCGACCGGCCUCUGAAGUUUGACCCCGGUGGCGGAGACGAGCGGCGGGAAGACUUCGCCGAUGGCGUUCGGGGCUCUGGGGCCAUGAGGGGAUCCGGGUCGCCGGGAUUCAGGCCGAGCUUAACCUCAACACGAGAGAGAUGACAGAUUUCAAGACCCCCAUAGUCCUGGAUACCGGGUCUGGUUUGAUGAAAGCCGGAUUUGCAGAUCAAGACCUCCCAAACGUUAUAUUCCCAACCAUCAUCGGGUUGCCAAAAUAUGAGG
This is a messenger RNA of Pseudoliparis swirei, 2451 nucleotides long. RefSeq lists its product as uncharacterized. NCBI's taxonomy places the organism in Eukaryota, Metazoa, Chordata, Actinopteri, Perciformes, Liparidae. The coding region runs from base 82 to 2331 and encodes 749 amino acids. The transcript is spliced from 6 exons. The record is from RefSeq and is a predicted model, not a curated record.